AUGCAAAACCUUAGGGCGGUAUCUCUUACGCAACAGUUGGGGUACUACAAGGAGUACCAGAGUAAGGUGACAAAAUUGGUGGGGAUUGAGAAAGCAAAAGGGAUGUUCUCAGCUGGAAUUCAUCUUCUCGGUGCUGGAAAUAGUGAUUAUCUUCAGAAUUACAACAUCAAUACUUAUAUCUACAGACAGUAUACACCUGAUCAGUUUGCUGAUCUUCUUAUGACCUCCUUCUCUAACUUUGUCCAGUUCUUUAAGCGCUCGGUGGAUCAGUAUGAGAGUGACUUGCAGUUUGUGGUCCAAUCUCUUUUACUUUCUAUGGAUGUAAACGAGCUUCAGCUUGUUAAAUCUGGUCUAUUCUAUGGAAAUUGUAUUCGUUAUGCUUUGGUGAAGCUUCUCAGAUCGUCGGGCUACAAUGCUGCAGUGCAUCCAGAGAAGUACCUGGAUAGUCUUCAAAGCAGCUCGACUGUUGCUCAAAUUGUGGAGAUCGAUGAAGUCCCUAAGCUGACAUUUGGUUGCACUGACUUCAUUGAGUCAUUGAGUCAGCUGAACAGAUUAUGGAUCAUUUUGUGUUUCAUUGGGAGGCAAUAUGUUGCUGUUUUGAAAGAAUCAUUUCGUGUUACAUACUUCAAGCUUCAAGUCUUACACUAG
Spinacia oleracea (spinach) is the source of this 648-nucleotide messenger RNA. RefSeq lists its product as uncharacterized. The transcript has 5 exons. The record is from RefSeq and is a predicted model, not a curated record. Bases 1 to 648 code for a protein of 215 amino acids. Lineage: Eukaryota; Viridiplantae; Streptophyta; Magnoliopsida; Caryophyllales; Amaranthaceae.